GCCUAUGAGGCUUUCAAGUCGUAUAAGAAGACAACGCCUCGUCAAAGAGCAGGUUGGUUAAGAAACUUGUUCAACCUUAUGAUUGAGAAUGCCGAAGACCUAGCAAAGAUUUUGACUUGGGAGAACGGUAAGACUUAUGCAGAGGCUCUUGGUGAGAUUAAAUAUGGUGCUUCCUAUUUUGAAUGGUAUGCAGAAGAAGCUCCACGUGUUUAUGGUGCUACAAUCCAACCUGCAAACCCAACUAACAGAGUCUUUACUCUGAAACAACCUGUCGGUGUUUGUGGUGUUAUCACCCCAUGGAACUUCCCUUCUGCCAUGAUUACUCGUAAGGCAGGAGCCGCUCUUGCUGCCGGUUGUACUUGUGUCGUUAAGCCAGACUCUCAAACUCCAUUGUCUGCAUUGGCUUUGGCAUAUCUUGUCGAAAAAGCUGGUUUCCCAAAGGGUGUUUUCAACGUUGUCAUUUCCCAUACAAAGACCCCAGAGUUUGGUCUCAAACUGUGUGAGUCUCCAAAAGUUAAAAAGAUUACUUUUACUGGAUCUACCAAUGUUGGUAAAAUUUUGAUGAAGCAGUCUGCCUCUACUUUGAAAAAGCUUUCGUUUGAGCUUGGUGGUAAUGCCCCAAUUAUCGUUUUUGAUGAUGCGGAUGUAGAUUCCGCCGUUGUACAAACUAUCGCCUCAAAGUUUAGAGGUCUUGGCCAGACUUGUGUCUGUGCAAACAGAAUUUACGUUCAACGUGGCGUAUUAUCGGAGUUUGAGAAGAAGAUGGCCGAGGAAGUCAGCAAGUUCAAGAUUGGUCAUGGAUUGGAUCCAGAAUCUACUCACGGUUGUUUGAUUAACACCCGCGCUAUCGAAAAGGUCGAAGAUCAUGUUAAUGAUGCUCUUUCUAAAGGUGCCAAAGUUCUCGUCAGAGGUGGUAGACGUACUGAUCUUGGCCCAACUUUUUACUCUCCAACUCUCCUCACUAACGUAACUCAAGAAAUGAAGGUCACCUCCGAAGAAACGUUCGGUCCUCUUGGUGCUAUCGUUCCAUUUGACACUACAGAGGAGGUUGUCGAGUGGGCCAACGAUUCUAACGUGGGUCUCGCUUCUUAUGUUUUCUCUAAGAAUAUUGACACCGUAUAUUCUGUGGCAGAGGCAUUGGAGUCUGGUAUGGUAUCAUGCAACGUCGGUGUCUUCACAGAUUGUUCAUUGCCAUUUGGUGGAAUCAAAGAGUCUGGGUUUGGUAGAGAAGGUUCACUCUAUGGUAUUGAUGACUACGUUGUUAUAAAAGCUGUUAACAUUGGUGGUAUUAAGUCUCUUUAAAUAAAACGCAG
Molecule: messenger RNA, 1313 nt
Organism: Williopsis jadinii
Lineage: Eukaryota; Fungi; Ascomycota; Saccharomycetes; Phaffomycetales; Wickerhamomycetaceae
Gene: UGA2
Product: succinate-semialdehyde dehydrogenase (NAD(P)(+))
Exons: 1
Biological process (GO): GABA catabolic process
Molecular function (GO): succinate-semialdehyde dehydrogenase (NAD+) activity
Source: RefSeq, a predicted model, not a curated record